AUGAAUAAGGGAACAAUUCUAGUCAUUAUAUUAUUGUAUAAUAUUUUCAUUUUAAUUGUACAAAGUAUUCAUGAUAUUCCAUUACGUGUAGACAUUAUUGAAGAAUGUCCAACUGGAAGUAUAAUACCUGGAAUUGCUGAAUAUUUACAACAAUUAAUAUCUCGUGAACAAAUGAAAGGUUUAAUACAAACAACAACAUUUCAAUUAAUUAAUGAUGGUACAUUUUCAAAUUUAUUUAGUUUAGAUUCAAAUACUGGUCGAUUAAUUGUUAAUGGACGCAUUGAUCGAGAAGCUUUAUGUUCAUCAUGGGAUAAUAAUGCUGGUACUAGUGGUUCUGUUGGAAUUAAUAGUAAUAUGAACGAUAUUGUUGUAACACAAAGAAAUUCAAAUUUAAUGAAUGCAAAUGAUUUUUCUAAUUCUUCACCAAAUGAAUGUUUACAAGCUUUAAAUAUAUUAAUUAUUACACGAACUAAUCAAGAAUCAACACAUUUAACUACUGGAGCUGGUGAAAAACAUGCUGAAACACCAGUUAAAACUUCAAGGAUAUUAAUACAUGUAAUAAUACAUGAUAUUAAUGAUAAUGCACCUAAAUGGCAUGAAAACAGUCUUCUACAUGUAAGCUUUGUCGAAACACCGUCAUCAUCAAAUAACAAUGGAUGGAAUACUGUUCAGACAAUUCUACGACCUAUCAAUGAGAAUGAUGCAAUUAGAAAUGCAAAAUCAAUUGAUCGUGCUUAUGAUCCAGAUAUGGGUCAGAACGGUACAAUUAUUUAUCGAUUAAUUGGUCCAGGUGCAGAUUAUUUUCGAUUAGCAGAUAAUUUUAACAGAAAAAUAAAUAAUGAUAAUAAUGAUCAAUAUCAUAGUCAAUCAAAUGCUGAUUUACUGAUUCACCGAAAAAGUGAUCUAAGCAUGGAUUUAUAUAAUAUCAAUAAUAAUAAUAAUCAUAUAAACCCUAUGACCGGUACACAUGAAACAUCAUUACAGAUUUGGCCUAUACUCCCUCUAGAUAGAGAAACAAAGGAUUUUGCUGGACAAGGAGGUGUUUACAAUUUAACUUUGUUAGCAAGUGAUUUAGGUAAUCCACCGAAAAGUACAAGUAUACCACUUUUGAUCACUUUAAUCGAUGUCAAUGAUCAUAUACCACAAUUUCAUAAUCCAGUUAAUCAAUAUGAAGUAAAUAACCAUUUAAAUUCAAAUAAUAAUAAUAAUCUCGAAUCAAAUUACGUAAUCUAUAGACCACUGAAUGGUAAUUUACGUGAAACAUUACCUAUCGGCAGUUUCGUAUUACAAUUAAAUGCUUCUGAUCAAGAUGAUGGAUUACAUUCAAAGCUAGUUUAUGGAUUUUGUCCAUGUGAUCGUAAUUUAGCACAGAAUUAUUUUAAAAUAGAUUCUAUCACAGGACGUAUUACUGUGGGUCAUUCAUUGGAUUAUGAUAAUGGACCGAGACAAUUUCGAUUUAAAGUAAUAGCUAAGGACAGUGCACCAGAACCAUACACAUUAACAGGUACAGCUAUUGUUGAAAUAAUGCUUGCUGAUGAAAAUGAUGAAACUCCACAGAUAAAUGUUAUGCUGUUACAGCCAAAUUCUCCUCAUGAUACUUCUCCGACAAAUCUCUAUCCAUUUCACUCAAAUAAAAUUAAACAAAACUCAGAUGGUGCGAAAUUGUUACGUGAAUUUACAACAACGAUAAAUGAGAAUCCUCAGCCGGAAACAGUAAUUGCUUAUGUUCAGGUAUUUGACCCGGAUCAUCAUGGACAAGAUCAUAUUCACUGUCGUCUGGGUCCGACAGACAACUUCACCUUACAGUAUGAUCCAUCAUCAUCACCAACAUCAUUGUCAUCAGUGUCAUCAACGUUGACUUCAACGGGGAGCAAUUCCUUGUUAUAUCUUACAAAACGUAAUCCUUUAUAUGAAAACUCAUUACAACGAUCACUAACAAAUACUGUACAAAAUAAACAAGAUUAUCGUUUAAUAACUGGAACACGGUUAACAGAUCUGUCAUCUCCAUAUUCACGUUUAGAUCGUGAAGUAACUCCAACACAAACAAUCACUUUAACAUGUACAGAUAGUGUAGAUAAUUCUGCUUAUGUAAUAAUUAAUGUACACUUAGCUGAUUUGAAUGAUAAUUCACCAGAAUUUGUAAAUAAUGGUCACUUUGUAUUUCAAAUACCUGAAAAUCAAGAAUUACCUGGUAAUAAACCAAUUUGGCUUGGACGUACAAUUGCAGUGGAUAAUGACCAAGGUGUAAAUUCUUUACUUACUUAUCGUUUAGAAAAUGAUGAAAAUAUGGUAAAUAGAUACGAAAAUAAAGAGUAUGGUAUUACUGAUAAUGACAAUAUCCCACAGAUUACUCAUAACAUUAAUAAUAUGUUUGAAUUAAAUCCACAAACAGGUGAUUUAUAUGUUAAAAUUGUAUUUGAUCGAGAAACAGCACCAAAUGAUGGAGUAUAUCGAUUAAAAGUAUUAUGUAUUGAUAAUGGUGAACCAUCAUUAACUGGAACAGCUCAGGUUGAAGUUUUUAUUUUAGACGAAAACGACUGGCCUCCACAAUUCACACGUGAAGUGUACACAUUCAGCGUACCAGAGAAUAUGAGAAUUCAUGAAAUAGUUGGUGAGGUUGAAGCUAUAGAUCGUGAUGCAGAUAGUAAAGGGAAAAUAACUUAUCAGUUGAUUACACAUUCAUAUCAACCGGUAAAUGAAAUAUCUGACUGGGCGUUACCAUCAUCGAACCAAUAUAAUUCACGUAGAUUACAUUCACGUGCACCUGGAAAUAAAUUAAUUGUAAAUGAUAGAAUAUCAUCAACAGUAGAAAACACUGAGUCAAAUAGUACUUCAAAUAGUGAACUGACUAGAGAUAAGCAGUUGAAUAAAACAGGUAAACAGUCUCUUGGAAUAAUGGAUCCAAGUACACAACAAAAUGAAUCAAAAAAGACAACUUUUUCAAACUUAACAAAUGAACUGUCAAGGAAUGACAUAAGACCAGUUAAACAAAUAAAUUAUUCACAUUCUGAUAAAUCACUAACUUUAUUGAAUUAUUUUGCAGUUGAUCGUUUAACUGGUAAAAUACGUCUUAUACGUGCAUUGGAUCGUGAAUCGGUAGCAUUUUUUACCAUAGAAAUUGUUGCCAUUGAUUCUGCUCCAGUUUCACCGAUUAUAUCAUUACGUCAGAUAAACAGUAUGAUGUCUACAUCAAAGUUGAAUAAUGGUAAUAAUAAUUUCACAUUAAAAAAUGCAUAUAACACACCUGUACAUAAAUCGUUGUCAUCUACUGCUACAGUUGUAAUUGCUGUUACCGAUAUUAAUGACAAUCCUCCAGUAUUUCGUCGACCAAAUACAUCAACUGCUAUUCAGCUUAGUUUACAUGAAACACUAGGCAGACAAUUGCUUACAAUGGAGGCAACUGAUGCAGAUGAAGGAGAAAAUGCUCGAAUCACUUAUCAAAUACGAUCAGAAGUCCCACGACCGCCUGGUGGUUCAGGAACUGGACAUUUUGCUAUUGAUGAAUCAAGUGGAAUGUUAUUCAUAGCCAGACCUUUGAACAAUACAACUACACAUCGAUUUGUCGUUGAAGCUUGUGACGGUGGAGCUGGUUCGUCUAAACGCUGUACAUUAUCUCCAACUAUACGUAUAAAUGUAUUUGAUGGUUUAAACGAACCAAUAUCAAAUUCAAAUGGUGAUCUACUUGUUUAUCAAACUGGAACAGCAGCGAACAAUGAUAAUUUUCAUCAAAAUCAUAGACAAUCAGAUUAUCAUUUGAUUUAG
Schistosoma mattheei is the source of this 3762-nucleotide messenger RNA. The record is from the annotation of a GenBank genome assembly. Lineage: Eukaryota; Metazoa; Platyhelminthes; Trematoda; Strigeidida; Schistosomatidae.